UAUGUCUGUUGCACAGUGCUAUAGAAAACCCUAUAAGAUUAAUGGAUAAGUGACAGUUUGCUUAUUUUGUAUACAUCAUAGGGAUCAGUUUUUGUUACUUUUUCUCUUAAUAACAACCUAAAACUAGAGUAGGGUGGGUUUCCACUGGAAGCCAUUCCUCUUUAAUGUUUACGUUUAAUAAACCCUGACCUUUGAACUUUAAGAGUUUUUUUAUGUACUAACCUCUUGUAGAGAGCUAGAUUUCAAUGGUUCAAACAUUGAAAAUGGCAAAUAGAAUGCGGACACUGUGCCUGUUUUAUGUAAUGCUUCUAUUUCAUCAAGUAGAACAAAAAGUGUUCAUGUCUUCUAAAAAUGCAAAGCAAGUACUUCAGAGAUCCAGACGAGCUAACUUUAUUUUAAUUGAGGAACUGUUGAAAGGAAAUUUGGAAAGAGAAUGCCUAGAAGAAAUAUGCUCCUAUGAAGAGGCAAGAGAAACAUUUGAGAACAAGCAGAAGACUGAUCAUUUUUGGGAGAAGUAUCAUGGUGGAAGACACUGCACCUUAAGUCCUUGCAUGAAUAAUGGUAUAUGUACAGACACGAUACGUAGCUACACAUGUAAAUGUCCUGAAGGCUAUGAAGGAAACAACUGUCAUUUUGCAAAAAAUGAAUGCCACCCUGACAGGAAAGAUGGAUGUCAACACUUCUGUCACCCAGGAUAUUUAUCUUACUAUUGUUCUUGUGCUCAGGGUUACAAGCUUGGCGAGAAUGACAAGUCAUGUCACCCAGCAAGUGCUUUUGCAUGUGGUCAAUUGAUUGAUAAUGAAGAGAGUAAAUCAACAAAUUCAAAUGUUCUUCACAACAAUCAAACACAACCAUUCCCUUGGCAGGUACUAUUACUCAACUCAGAAAGAGUACCAUUUUGUAGUGGAGUGAUAUUGAACCAGUCUUUAGUACUGACAACAGCAAAGUGCAGCAAUAUGUACAGCACUAUUUAUGUAAAGACAGGUAACAUGGGGAAUACGGAAUCUGGUAACCAGGACAACAUUGUGAUAAACAAGUUUGCCCACACAAGGUAUUGUGAGGAGACUGGAGAAAAUAACAUUGCUCUGUUAAAGCUUAAGAAUGACUUUGAGUACCACAGCCACUGUCUUCCUGUUUGCAUUCCUCAAAAAGACUUUGCAGAGAAUGUGCUGAUACCUCAUAAGACAGGUAUAGUUAGCGCCUGGGAGCUCUCGGAGGAAGAGGCUGUGCCAAGGACACUUUAUCAGUUUCAAGCAUCUCACAUUGACAAAGAUAUGUGUGAAGAUGUUUUAAACAUUACACAAACUAACAGAAUGUUCUGUGGGGUUUCCAAAAAAGAAAUACAGUCUGAUCUGGCUGAAGGAGGCCAUUUUGUUGUGGAACACAAUGGCGUGUGGUUCCUCACAGGCAUCAUGGGAUUAUGGAGUCCGACGGCUAAUAAUCAAGACAUGAUUUCAUUUACCAAAAUAUCUAGGUAUAUAAUGUGGCUAAAACAAAAUAGUUACUAAAUUUUAGUACACAGUAAAAUUAUAAUAGGUGACUUCAUCUGUAACUAUCUGAUGGUCUGAUUACAUUUUAUGGAUAUUUUUUUCUGUUCAAGAUGCAAUUCAAAUUCUAGGGUAACACAUUUCUAUAAUAUAUUAACAUUUCUUAAACAUUAGAAAUAUUUAUCAAAAUUUCAUUUUUUUUUCUGUGAAACCUUUUUUGUAGGCAAAUGUAUUUUUAAAUGAAUAUGGUAGAUGUGUACUCCAUAUUAGCUACUGUAACCAUAGUUCAGCUUGCAUAUUUGUAUUAGAUUAGGGUAAAACAUAUAUAUAUGCUAUUAAUUUCCUAUUAAUUAUACAAAUAGGAUAUAAAGAAAUAUUGAUGCACUGUAUUUUUGUAAAUUAUAUGAAUCUUAUUUAGUGAGUAUGUUGACAAAUUCACAAUGUUAAAAAUAUAAAAUAACAAGAUGUUAUGGACCAAUGAUCUUCUUUACCUAAUUUUUUUUACAUUUUAUUCAGAUAUUCCAAAAUUUCCAUUGUGUCACAUGUCAAACAUUUAAAACAUUAAAUAAAUAAAAGACACAACAGCCUUUUUAAAGGGACAUUAAACUGUGGGACACUACUUCAGCAGAAUGGGUAGUACUUACAAGAAUGCCUAAGUGUCAAGAUUCACCUACUGGAACCAGUAAGGGGUAAAAAUAGGAGAAC
This is a messenger RNA of Bombina bombina (fire-bellied toad), 2192 nucleotides long. RefSeq names its product protein Z, vitamin K dependent plasma glycoprotein (gene PROZ). The record is from RefSeq and is a predicted model, not a curated record. Gene Ontology annotation, cellular component: extracellular region. NCBI's taxonomy places the organism in Eukaryota, Metazoa, Chordata, Amphibia, Anura, Bombinatoridae. Gene Ontology annotation, molecular function: calcium ion binding; serine-type endopeptidase activity. Bases 246 to 1508 code for a protein of 420 amino acids. The transcript is spliced from 8 exons. Gene Ontology annotation, biological process: proteolysis; blood coagulation.